AUGAGUUCGGAAGCUGGAAACAUGACUCAGCUCAGCUUCACCGCUCUCUUCGGAACCGCCUGGAACAUGGAGGUGCUCAGGCAGAUCAACCUCUACGACAUCUGGGUCACCAGAUUCGUGCUCAUCGUGCUCGGCUACGCGUCGGUGAUGGUGCCGGGCGUGCUGUUGGUGAGGAUGGUCAGGAGGAGGCGGCAGGGUGAGUUUGGGACUUUGAGUUAUUUUAAAAUUUAAAUAUUAUAUAUUACCUUAACAUAGUCAUGAUUUAACGUUAUCAGCUUGAAUAAGCUUUGUAUGUUAAUUUUCUUUAAGUUUUAAUACUCAAAAAGCUAUAGGAAAUAAAGAAAUAAAUUAGCAUAUUUCAGAGGUCAUAUUAUAUUAUUUUAUGUCACUAGAACUUUGCACCGUGCAGAUUUUUAAAAAACUUUUGAAAUUUGCAUUUAAUUUUAAAAUUUGUAAGGAAAACUUUAGUUUGGUGAUUUUUUUUGUUAUCUUUGCGAUAAUGUUACCUAAACUUUCCAAAAAAAGACUACUUUUGACUUUAGGAGUGAUUCGAAAUGAUUGUAAAAUAAGUUUUAUGUUGCAUGGUGCAAUAAGCUGCCAAUCUUUAUUUAUCUAUUCAGUAAAUGUAUUUAUUCACUCAGUAAAUGUAAUUAUUUACAGACUAAAUGUUUUUUUUUAUCUAUUAACUAAAUUAAUUUCUGAAUUCUGUGAAUCUUUAUCGACGUAAAUCACGUUGCGACGUCUAAUAUAAAAUCUUCAGAUGGCUAUCUCUUCAAUACUAACAUCUUCCUCGACUUUGUGCGCAAAUUCGCUAUCGGACAGCCGGAAUAUCAACUGGUCGAUAAUAAUGGCAACAAGUCGAAACAAGAACAGAAGCCGGCUACAGAGCACGACAAGUUCGUGAAGGAGUGCGUAGCACUGUUACUGUACUCGUUGGGGAUCCAGAUGACGUUGAUAGCGAUGGGCUUCUACCAGGAGAGGAUCAUGACCCAGAGUUACAGUAGGUACUACGAUGCCACCGUCAGCGACAGGUUCGGCGACGCUCAGUUUCUGGUGUUCGCGAAUCGGAUCGUGGCAUUGGUGCUGGUCAUAUGCUAUUUGGCAGUUAAUUGGGAAAGGUAGGUUGUUUUCAGAGUUCUAUAUGAUAAUCUAUAAGCUAUACCUAAGUGUGACUUAACUUAUUGUAUCUUUAGUCAACCGCGACACGUACCACCGUACUACUCCCACUCCUUCAUCUCCAUCUCUAACACACUAUCAUCAUGGUGUCAGUACGAAGCCCUGAAGUACGUGUCGUUUCCAGUACAAACAGUAUGUAAGGCAUCCAAAGUCAUACCUACCAUGGUAAUGGGUCGUAUCUUGCGAGGAGAGAAGUACUCUCUGUUCGAUUACAGUAUGGCGGCGUUGUUGGCCGGUGGUGCUGGUAUCUUCUUGUUAUCCACGAUAGAUUACAGUGUAGAGAGUGAGGACAGUGUGUAUAUUGUUGGUGCUGUGAGUGGUGCUAUCCUCAUGGUCGGGUACUUGGCCUUUGACUCGUUUACUUUGAAUUGGCAGAAGAAGUUGUUCGAUACGCGGCCGAAAGUGUCGCCACAUCAGGUGAGUUACAUCACGACCUUGAUUACUGGGUUUAUACUGUUCAGUACGAGGUCUUGUUGAAGACCGAGUACGAGCAUGAAACCAAGAAAUGUCAUGCUAAAGUAACUAUAAAGUACUGCAAUAUACAGUGCCAUUCUAUAAAACCUUAUACUACUAUACCGUACUAUAUAGCACCAUAACAACUGGUUUUAGAUGAUGCUGGGAGUAAACGGCUUCAGUGCCCUUCUCUGUCUGGUGUCUCUCCUCGAGCAAGGCUCUCUCUUCUCCUCCACCAAGUUCGUACUGCAGCAUGCCAACAUAGCCAGCGACAUCUUCCUCCUCUCACUGUCUGGUGCUUGUGGGCAACUCUGUAUAUACGUUACCAUCCAAAAGUUUGGACCGGUCGUGUUCGCGGUGAUAAUGACAGUACGACAAAUACUGUCCAUCGUUCUGUCUACCUUGUACUUCUCCCACUCCAUGAACAUUAUCAGUGUUCUAGGGCUGGCGAUGGCAUUUGGCUCCAUCUUGACCAACAUCUACAUACGGUACCAGAAGCAGAGACGGAAUGCAAAGAGAACCGUUAGUCCAGCGGUCUGA
Molecule: messenger RNA, 2169 nt
Organism: Bursaphelenchus okinawaensis
Lineage: Eukaryota; Metazoa; Nematoda; Chromadorea; Rhabditida; Aphelenchoididae
Source: the annotation of a GenBank genome assembly